ACGAAGUCAGAGAAAAACGGGGGAAAACCGGCACAACCGAAACAAGUCGCACACAUUAAAAGCAACCCAGAACCAACCCACAGAAAAAGCGACACUAAGUCCCACAACCCAGUCACACACAGCAAAAGCAACCCAGAACCCACCCAAAGAAAAUCCAACACCAAGCACCGCAAACCAGUCGAGCGAGCGGAAGCCAUGGCCUCGCCCACAGCACCGGCGCACAGGUACAUCAGUUUGUCGGACACGGCGCAGUCCUCGCUCUCUUCACCGUCCCCGUCCCAGCAGCCGCUGGCCGUUUCAUAUACCACACAACUCAACCAAGGAGCGCUGGUGACGCGCCGAUUCCGCGUGCAGGUGGGUGAGAAGGCGUACUACCGACACGCGGAUCUGUUCAUGGAGGUGACCCGCGUGCUUGCGGCGACGACGGGGUUGUCUUCGCACGAAUGUCGCAGUCUGGCGUUUGAGAUGUAUCGAGGCCUGGUAUGUAGGGCUGUGUAUGGAGAGAAAGGGGGAGACUUGUCGUUGCUCAGCUUUCCGAGUCGCGUGGACAAAGCCUGGCAGUUCGCAAUCCUGAAUACGCGCCUGUACGUGGACUUCUGCGCAGAUGUGUUUGGCGAGUACGUUCACUACUCGACCGCUGAUGUCGGUGAUGUGGAUGAGGCGGACAGGGACGCACGCGUACAGCGUGCGUUAGCACAGUACACCCAAGUCUGGAGUGAGCACCCGCCCCUGUCUCUGUGGACACCGUUUACGGAAGUGGCUGGGGCCAGUUCGAUCCCGGAUGCGUCUGGAGGUGUGACGGGAACACAGAGGAACCAUGUGCUUGUGCCGGAUGUAGAGGUGAGACCACAUGCCAGCGUGGUGGACAAAAAAGGCCCGAAAAGGCGUGAUAGAGGUGCAGACCAGGACAACAGUGAGGAUGAGCCCUUGAAUAAGCUUCUGGGGCAAGACGCGAAGAGCAAACCGGACCGGGGCCGCCCCAAGAAGUUCCUACGUGGCCCCAAGGUAUCACAGCAAUCACAGCAAUACAAUGACGUACGACAAUCCGACGUCGCACACGGACCGAAUGUCGUGCCAGACACUAACUCGGGGUUGGACCCCAGUGGCACACAAGCGUUAGAGGGCAACAACCUGAACGCACAGGAUAACGCUACGAUGAAAGCCAUCUACGACCAACAAUUAGGCCCGAAACAAUCCGCAGCCAACGGCAUUGUAUCGACGACCAAACCGCCGAAGCUCGAGUUCAAGGUGUCGAACGAGAGGGGUGAGUUUGUUCGCUUUAAUGUCUCGCCCAACACACGCCUGGAGAAGGUGAUGACCGCCUACUGUAACCUGAACGGACUGGAGCCCGGCACCGUCGUGUUUGUAAUGCGCGAGUCUGGUUCCGAAUCAAAUAUAUCUGGAGAUGACACCGUGAGGAGCCUGGAUCUGGAGGGGAAGACUGUCUAUAUACAGACCCGGUAGAACCCCGAUCUGAACAGGAAUAUUGUUCUACUUUCAACCCGGUUCGGAUAUAUUUAUGGCAUAAUGCUGGGUUAUUUAUAUCGUAAUGCUGGGCUAUUAAUAGCAAGCAUUUGAGCUGGAUGAAAGGCUCCUUCAUCCUCUGUACGGGUGUGAUCGAGCCCCGAGCUGCACUACAACAGACAUCGGUAACUCUCUUCUCACCACCUCUUACGGCAGGACCGGGUAAGCGUUUUCGCUUCUCAUACUCUUGUAAUCACAUACUACGUAUAGCUACCUACAGCAGCUGUUGGAUUUACCUACCGCUACACACUUAACUGCAUCGAGCCACACGCAAC
Molecule: messenger RNA, 1799 nt
Organism: Sphaeroforma arctica JP610
Lineage: Eukaryota; Ichthyosporea; Ichthyophonida
Exons: 5
Coding region: 196-1464 (422 amino acids)
Source: RefSeq, a predicted model, not a curated record